This is a messenger RNA of Diaporthe citri, 966 nucleotides long. RefSeq lists its product as uncharacterized. Bases 1 to 966 code for a protein of 321 amino acids. Lineage: Eukaryota; Fungi; Ascomycota; Sordariomycetes; Diaporthales; Diaporthaceae. The record is from RefSeq and is a predicted model, not a curated record. The transcript is spliced from 4 exons.
AUGGAGAUCACCAGGGGUUCGCCAACUGACAGACAUGAGCUCCAACGCCAAGACGCAGUGUCGUUUGUUCACCCAGGCGCACUACAUACUAUCAAAGACUUCGAGAGAGUCCAGCAACAUGUGAGGGCCAAGGAACAACCUUGGUACAGAGCCUGGCAGCACCUGGAGUCCACAAAGCUGGCCCAGACCACCUGGGCACCAACGCCCCAGGAGAUCCUCGUCCGCGGCGCAAACGACGCACUUCCGCAGAAUUAUGGAUAUGCAUACCGUGAUGCCCACUCCGCGUACCAGCUCGCCCUCCGAUGGCUCAUAGGGGGCAACACGUCCUAUGCUGACCACGCAGCCAAGAUCCUGGACGGCUGGGGCUCCACCCUGGUCGACAUCGACGGAAAUGAGGACAAGUACCUGGCUGCAGGCCUCUACGGGGAUUUCCUCGACCAUCAUAACGAUAAGCAGGACUUUUACUACGCGAACUGGGAUCUGUGCAAUAUCGCUUCCCUGAUGGCGAUCGCCAUCUUUAAUGACAACAAGACCAUGUACGACUACGCCGUCAACUACUUCAAGGACGGGCUACCUGGCCAGCCUGAAGUUGUCGCAAACGGCGGCUCUGCCGGAGUGGAUCUCUAUUCGAUCUACGGCCAUCGGAUCCUGAAUGCUGCCGAGUAUGUUGCCAAAUACAAUACGAACCACACCGUACCAUAUACUCCCUACCGCAGCUGGGAAGGCGUGCUGGAAGUCGUCUCCGAGAAAGCCCGCUUCGACAUCAGACCUGGGUACGAAGCACUUCAUGCACACUACAAUGCAAUCAAGGGUCUCAACGCGUCAUGGUCGUUGGAGUAUCGUGACUUUGUGAAUGCAAACCUGACGGGGCGGAUCGAGGGCGGUGGUGGUGAUUAUAGCCCCAACUCUGGGGGGAAUGACGCGCUGGGGCAUUGUACUUUGAUGUAUCGUCUUAAAGACGACUGA